UCCAAUCUCCGGAAAUGCCUUCCCAUCUUCACAAGCAAAGCUAUCCUCAAAUCCCAUCCUUGAUAAAAAAAAACACCUAAGAUCCUCAAUCCUCAACAUCCAUAAUCAACUCUACUCCUCUUCUCUUCUUUCACUUUUAGUUGACGUAAAUCCAAAAUCCAAUCGCAUGUCUAAACAGACCUACAGAGUAUGCUUUUGUUGCCGGCGAAGGUUCAAGCUGGCUUCUGCAGAGGCCCCGGCUGAAAUCAAGUCCAUAUUCGACCGCUACUCCGAAAACGGGACCAUAAGCGUUGAUAACCUCCAUCGUUUCUUGGUUGAAGUUCAAAAGCAAGAGAAUGCCACGGUGGAGGAUGCUGGAGCCAUCAUAAAUAGCCUUCAUGAGCCUAAACACCUCAACAUUUUCCAUCGCAGCGGUCUUAAUCUUGAGCAAUUUUUCAAGUAUCUUUUUGGAGAUAUUAAUCCUCCUAUUGAUCCUCGUCGCGGGGUUCAUCAUGAUAUGCAUGAUCCAUUGUCUCAUUACUAUAUAUAUACCGGGCAUAAUUCUUAUUUGACUGGGAAUCAGCUAAGUAGUGACUGCAGCGAUGUCCCUAUAAUAAAUGCACUCCAGAAUGGUGUGAGAGUAAUCGAAUUGGAUAUAUGGCCUAAUUCCACAAAAGAUGAUGUUGAUGUCCUGCAUGGAAGGACGCUGACAACUCCUGUGCAACUCAUCAAAUGCUUGAGGUCUAUUAAAGAGCAUGCAUUCUCUGCAUCCGAGUAUCCUGUUGUUAUCACACUUGAAGACCAUCUUCCUCGGCAUCUUCAAGCUAAAGUAGCUGAGAUGAUUAAUGAAACAUUUGGAGAUAUGCUGUUCGUACCUGGAUCAGACGGUCUAAGAGAGUUUCCCUCGCCAGAAUCCUUGAAAAGAAAGGUUAUGAUAUCAACUAAACCACCUAAGGAGUACUUAGAGGCAAAAGACCUUAGUGGAGAACAGAAUGAAGUGAAGGAAGGAAAACAAUCAGCUGAAGCAGAACCUUGGGGAAGAGAAAUCUCAAUUAAUAAAUCUAGGACCAAUGAUGAGGAUGAUCUCAAUGAAGAGGAAGCUCAUGAGGACGAUGACGAUGAUGAAGUAGAUCGCAAGUCUCAGCAAAUUGCAGUCCCAGAAUAUAAACGUUUGAUUGCAAUCCAUGCUGGAAAGGGAAAGGGUGGACUGGAUGAUUGGCUGAGGCUCGAUCCUAACAAAGUGAGACGCCUUAGUUUAAGUGAGCUAGAACUUGAGAAGGCUGCUGUAACUCAUGCAAAAGAAAUUAUAAGUUUUACUCAGAGGAACUUGUUGAGAGUAUACCCAAAGGGAAUACGUUUUGACUCAUCUAAUUACAAUCCCCUCAUUGGAUGGAUGCAUGGGGCACAGAUGGUCGCACUAAACAUGCAGGGUUAUGGAAGAUCACUCUGGGUGAUGCGUGGAAUGUUCAGGGCCAAUGGUGGCUGUGGAUAUGUUAGAAAACCAGAUAUCUUAUUGAAGACUGGUAAUGAGAUUUUUGACCCUAAAGCCAAAUUACCAGUUAAAACUACACUGAAGGUGACAGUAUUCAUGGGUGAGGGAUGGUAUUAUGAUUUCCGUCAUACACACUUUGACACUUACUCCCCUCCUGAUUUCUACGCAAGGGUAGGGAUUGCUGGAGUUCCUGCUGAUACUCUGAUGAAGAAAACAAGGACGCUGGAGGACAAUUGGAUACCUAAUUGGAAUGAACACUUUGAAUUCCCACUAACAGUUCCUGAAUUGGCUCUGCUUCGGAUUGAAGUUCAUGAGUAUGAUAUGUCUGAUAAGGAUGACUUUGGAGGACAAACAUGCUUGCCUGCUUCAGAACUAAGAGAAGGCAUCCGAGCUGUUCCUCUUCAUAAUCAAAAAGGGGAGCCAUACAGGUCGGUAAAGCUUCUGAUGCGAUUUCAGUUCAUCUGAUGCAAUGGCAAGUCUCUGGCUUUUGCUCCUCAGUCCUCGCCUCCUUGGUAUAUACCCAUCUGUGUAAAUUAUAAGAUCUUUUCCCUAUUCCAUUGGUUUUGUGCAAUGCAAUAAAAGAUUGUGUAAACAAUGCCUGGUUAUGUGUAUCUGUAUAUUGUCAAAGCCCAGAACCAAAGCCAACAAUAUAUAGCAGUCUUGCUCGUUCCAUCAUUUCUUCUACGCUCUUCCUAUGGUGCAGAUGUCAAAUUGUAAAUAGUACGCAGACUUUGCUUAAAUUGAUCAGUUGAUAAUGCAAAACAGUUUUAUGUGUUGCCUUGCUU
Molecule: messenger RNA, 2256 nt
Organism: Coffea arabica (coffee)
Lineage: Eukaryota; Viridiplantae; Streptophyta; Magnoliopsida; Gentianales; Rubiaceae
Product: phosphoinositide phospholipase C 2
Biological process (GO): phosphatidylinositol-mediated signaling; lipid metabolic process; release of sequestered calcium ion into cytosol
Cellular component (GO): plasma membrane
Molecular function (GO): phosphatidylinositol-4,5-bisphosphate phospholipase C activity
Source: RefSeq, a predicted model, not a curated record